This is a messenger RNA of Pyrus x bretschneideri (Chinese white pear), 8533 nucleotides long. RefSeq lists its product as uncharacterized. NCBI's taxonomy places the organism in Eukaryota, Viridiplantae, Streptophyta, Magnoliopsida, Rosales, Rosaceae. The record is from RefSeq and is a predicted model, not a curated record. Gene Ontology annotation, cellular component: nucleolus. Gene Ontology annotation, biological process: maturation of 5.8S rRNA from tricistronic rRNA transcript (SSU-rRNA, 5.8S rRNA, LSU-rRNA); maturation of LSU-rRNA from tricistronic rRNA transcript (SSU-rRNA, 5.8S rRNA, LSU-rRNA).
ACUAUUGGGCCGGUGGGCCGGGCCUGGGCCUGAGCAGGACUCAAACCCUAAUUUCUCUUAAACCCUGAUUCCCCAUACCUCACAGCAAAUCAAACCAGACUAUCUCUGUUCUUCAAUGGAAGGAAGGUCAGCCUCCGAAAAUCAAGCUAUGUUGUUUGAAGAAAUGCCUAAACCUACAAUUAAAGUAACCCACGAAGCUAAACUUAAGGAGCUACUGCAUAAUCUUAACUCUGUUGAAAUCAAAUUAUGUUCUCAUGCUACAAAAGAGUUCAUUAAGUUGCUGAAAGGUGAUAACGGAGGUGAUUUGCUCCGCUAUUAUGUGAAGAAUUCGGGUAAGUGCUCGGAGCUUCUCAGUGCUUGGAAGCUCCGGCGAGGGAAACCCGGAAUGUUUUGUGUAUUUAAACUAAUUGCUGCUGUUUUGAGUCAUCCUGAUGGGAUGUAUAUGCCGAAUGAUGUGGAGAGGAUGGGUAUUAGCCGGGCAUUGGAUAAGUUUGCACGGUCGAUUAUUGAAGAACAGUUGCAGGAUGUGUAUAAGGAGUUGAAUAGUAAAGAAGCAAAACGCCAAAAGGCGGCGCUUUUGCUUUUGGCUUCCAUUGUGAGGCGUGGGUCGGGGUUGGCUUCUGAGGUUGCAAAGAAUUUCGAUUUCAAACUCCAGGGUUUUUUUAAGAUGGGUGAAUUUAAAAAGAAGCAGGGUGAGAAAAGAAUGAAGCUGUCGUUGAGGAAGUCGUUUGUGGGAUUCGCAAUGUCAUUUUUGGAGGUGGGGACGCCAGGAUUGCUGAGGUCGGUUAUACGUCAGAAGGAAAUGUACUCUGGUGUUCUUCGCGGGAUUGGGAAUGAUGAUGAUGAAACUGUUAUCUACGUUUUGUCCACGUUGAGGGACAGGAUUCUUGUUGAAGAGUCAUCAGUUUCCCCGAGUCUUCGGAGUGUUCUCUUUGGCAGUGUUACUUUGGAACAAUUAGUUAACGUCUGUGCAAGGGAAAAUGGUGGGCCUUCUGCGGAAUUGGCAUACAAUGUUUUGGUUAUGGUUUGUACCAAUCCUAGUAAUGGCUUGAUGUCAGAUUUGAAGAAACAGCUGAAGGGUAAUUCAAAGCGACUCGUGGAUCUGAUGAAGAAGCUUAAAGCAACUGAGAUUGGCUACCACAGGGAUCUUCUUUUGGCUAUUGUUAGUGGAAGACCGUCUAUUGGUGCAACAUAUAUGGAAGAGUUCCCCUACAAUCUUGAAGAUUAUUCAUCACCUAACUGGUUUUCUGUUGUUAUUCUUGCAGCAAACUUGGUUUCCUCAGUGCGCAGCGGGCAUGCCUUUGGUAUCAAUGACUCUCAGUCUCACAAUCCAGCCAUGUUUGACAAUGUGGAUGUGCAGGAUAUCAUGAAAUGCUUGUAUCCUCAUUCAUUCAGCCGGUCUGCAAUCAAUAAGGGGCUGCUUCACUCUGAUUUUCUAGUGAAGCAUGGAUCUUUAAGGCUUCUUUUAGAAGCACUGAAGUUGCUGGACUCCUUCCAUGGUGUUUUAAACCAUAGAGACCAAAGUUAUUCUGAUAAUGAGAAGGUAUACGCAUUGGAGUCUUUCAAGCAAGAAUUUCAAAAUGAAGUCCGAAACUUGCUCCCUGAUCAUCAAGUUAUGUUGACUCUACUUUCUUCUCUGAGUAGUCACUCCAAAAGUCAGCAGUUAAGCUUAAAGAGGACAGCUGAGUUGGAGCAGUUCCCUGAACAUAGCCCCAAACGCUUGAAAAGAAUGAAAACAGAUGUGGGGAACAAGGACUCAGAUAUUGUUGUAGGUGGGUUAAAUUUUGAUCCCGAUGUUGCUUCACCCAAGAACAGUGAAAGAGUUGCAGGUGCAUCCACUGCGGAUGCAUUGGAUAAUGAAAAGGAUGCUAUAAAUGUUAUGGCAGAAAUUUGGGGUUUGGAUCUUCAAUCCACACAUAUUAAUACAUUAAAGGAUGCCGAGAUGUACUUCUACUGUAGGCUACUCGAUGCUCUCAAAACUUAUCUUCGGAUAAUGCCCACUGGCUUGGAGGGAUCAUUUGAAUUUUUUAUGAAUCUUCUAAGCAGCCCUUUAGCAUCAGAAACAGAUCUGCAGUGCUCUCUUUUGUCUUUGUUAACAGAAUACAUUGGAUUGUCUGCAAAGAGUAGAACUCCGAUUAGGACUCCACCCCUGAUGUAUAAACAUCUUUUGACAUUCAUGAACUUGCUAGUUUUUUCACAAGUCAGUGACAUAAGGGAUCAAGCAUAUCAUCUUGCACAAGCAGCUAUGUUAAGUACUGGUGCUUUUGACAGAAACCAGCAUGAAAUUGCAUCAUGGUUCUUGUUUUUACCCGGUUUUGGUAGAAGAAAAUCUUCUGUUGAAGUACUGGAGGUGGAAGUAUUACAAAGCUUGUGUCGUGUUGUCAUCUCAUUCUUAUGUGAUGCCGUUUCUACUACUGGGAAUGGUUUGUUCAAAUACUGGGAUAUUGUUAAGCGUUAUACCUGCCCUUUGGAAAUUUGUAAAGAUGUGAUACCUCGUUUCAGCCCUCUUAGCAUAUGUGUACUGCAGAAAUGUCUAAGGUUGCUCGAUUCUGGGUCUGGAACAUUUACAAUGCCUGAAAAAUCAGUGAUAUCAACGUAUGUUUGCAGCACACUGAAGUAUCUCUUGCAAACUCAGGUUGAUGCAAGAUUGCUUUCUUCCAUGAUUUGCUCAGUCUUGGUUGAGAGACUUGGUGACUGUUCUGUCGCUGACAAUGCUAGGGAUAAAAUCUGUGCGUGGAGGCCUUUAAAGAAUUUACUGCUCUUUUCACAGAGUAUAUCUGAUCAGAAAACAUGUGGCAUUAUUUCUAUUCACAAUAAGGCUAUGACUGCUGAUAGUUCCUUAGCAAUUACACUUGAGGAAGUGAAAAGAUUUGAGAAUAGUAGGGAUGCUGGUGACAUAGCUAGAAUAACCAAAGCCUUUUCUUUCUCCAUUAUCUCUACGAGUCUUGAGGGAAUACUGGAAAAGUUUCCAUCAUUUAUGACAGCUUGGAAAUAUCUUCUUGCCGUUCCUGUCUCUCUCUUAUCAUCAAUAUUUUUUCUGGAACAAACCCUUCUAGCCAGUGUUUCUAAGUUGUGGCCUGAUAUAUUUAUUCCUGGUCUGGAAAAGGCUCUAUCCAGUAUUUAUUGCAGAGGUAGACAAGAUGAUGCCUGUGGAUGUCUUGACCCUGUUUCUUAUGCACGAGGAAUGAUAUGUAACCAAGAUCUUGAUACAAACGAAGCUGCUUCUGCUGCCUUUUCUUUCUAUUUGGAGAAAGCACCAUUCCAUGUUUUAUUCCCUGCCAUUAUGAGCAUUGAUGGUCAUUCUUCAUCAGACCUCUCCAAGAUACAAGACUUGCUUGUAGCUAAACUAUCUGAGUGCUCAAUUGAUUGCCACCUUAUUUCCCAUUUGCGUCUUGUGCUAUUUUGGCUUUAUCAGAUACGGUUAUCUCAAAGAGUUGGACAUUUAGUCAACUUCCAACAACUGUCGGAGAUUUGUUUAGUUCUAGUGGAGAAGUUGUUAUCUCAACUGUUGGUGUUGAAUACUGAUUCUGAUUCCUCUGAAAACUACUCGGUACUUCUGUCAAGCCAAGAUGUUCAAGAAGUGGCUGAAAUCAUCAUCUGUCAUCCUGCAAUGCUAACAUUGUUAUCUUGUCCUUUGGGAUGCAGUGAAGACUUACCAAAGGGUAGCCUAGCGGACAAUGUAAAUGCUUUGAUUAGCUUAUCAAGGCAGAGUAUUCAUAGAUUAGAUUGUCAUGCCUUCGACAUAUUGGUAAAAACUUGUGACUACUUGUUUACUUUAUGCAAUGACGGCCAAUUUACAGCAGAAGUUGAAAUAGGUGCUGGUCAACAAUUUGUGAAAGCAUUUAACAUCUUGCAAAGGAAUCUAUUUCAUGAAGUCAGGGGCAAAUUUGAUCAAUGCAUUGGUACUAAGGAUUUUACGCCUUUCGUCCCAACAUUUUAUGCUUUACAUGUUUUGAUUCGUUUUAUAUCCCCCUUUGAGCUUCUUGAAUUGGUGCAUUGGAUGUUUAGUCGAACUGACAUGGAUGACAUUGAGAAAUCUGCUAUUUCUUUUGGAUCUUGCAUUGCUGGUGGUGCUUUCAGAAAUCUGUCAAGUUUCUUGCAGCAGCCAAAUACAAAGAGAAAAUCAUAUAAUAUAUUUUGGAAAAUGGAAGAGAACAAGGUCAACAGUGACAUUAUUGAGGAAAUCUAUCUUAAAAUAUGCAAGUUUUCCUUGCAUUUUAAAACAGAAUUUGUGGAUCUAUGCUUGCUGGAAGCUAUAAAUGCUGUAUGCAGACAGAAAUACAUGCAACAAUGUAAUCUUCAUCCAUUACAUAUAAUAUUGUCGAGAGUUAUAGCAAGCACCCCUGUAGAAAUUAUCUCCCAUUGCAUUUGCAGAACCAGCAAGAUGAAAGCUAGAUUAUUGUCUCUUCUUACUGAUAUGAGUUCCCUGCAUUUGUCUACCUUUGGGCACUUAUUUUUAGGGUUUGUGAACAAAGACAGAGAUUUUCAACAUGAAGAUAAUGUGAUGGAAGAGCCUUGUGUCUCUGCUCUUUCAGAUGAGGACUGUAUCAUGCUUCUGCCUGCUGCUUUGUUGUACUUGAAUUCAGUUUCCUUGAAAUUUGGAAGGUUGUCUUAUGAGCAUUUUAGAUGUAUACCAACUUUUUAUUCAAGGAUUAUUUUGAAUGGUUUCCUUCAGUGGAAGAGUUUUGUGUCUAGAGAUGUGUUUCAGGAAGAAUUUGGAGAGUUUUUGCCAUCAUCUACUCAAGAACUUCUCAGUCUGAUUGAUGAUAGUCUUCUUGGAAAAACAAUUUGUAUGUUGCGUUAUCACUUCAGUUUGAAUGAAAAUACAAUGAAAAUGAAGAACCGGUUCAAGCUUUUUAAUUCCGUUUUCCCACCUUCUGUGUCACAGGAUGAGCUGGUAGGUUGUGAUAUUGGUGGAUUGGCUUCUCAAUCACUCAAUGAAUCAUUAAACCUUGUAAAUAAAUUUUUUGCAAAGAUAUCUUUUGGUAAGGUUUUAUUAUUCCCAAAAGGUAGUCGGUCAAAUGAAGCAGGCAGUGACAUGAAAGACAAUCCUUUGGACAUUGCAUCCAAAAAACUGGAUUCUUCAAGAAUGCAGUUUAUGAACAUAUUGGUGGGUAUCUGGCAAUGGAUUGUUAAAAGAGUCCCUUCAGUUGCUGAUAGUUCUCAAAAGGAAACAAGCACAGGUACUUCCUUGUGGAGAUGCUUUGAAGCUCUCAUAUUGAUGAACAUUCUUGAACUGACUGGAGAGAUGUCUGAUGGUCUUAUUAAAUUACAAUCUAUCCCUUUCCUAGAGCAAUUGAUGAAACCAGCACUUCUAUAUAGGUUUGAAGAUCCAACAACUUUGAAAUCCAUCCGAGAUCUCCUAAGUGUGCUGUCAGAGGGAAAAUUUUCACGUGUUCCCUACCUUCAGCUUCUACUUGCCCAUUCUCAGUUUGAGCCAACAGUUCGCUCAGACUACAGAUCAUCUGAUGGUUUCAGUUUUGGUGCAUUUUCCAGGCCCAUGCCUGGCAUUCUAAGAUCGCUUGUUGUCCCUUCCGCUAACCAAAGUGUAAUUGAUCACAAGUGCAAUAUGGAAACAGCGGAUCUGUAUGCAAGACAGUUGGAGGUUGUCAAGUUACUACGGAUGCUCUUUCCAAUCAAGGAGCAUCAACAUAGUUUUGACUUUGGUAAAGAUAUAUGCAUAAAUCUAAAAGAACUGCAUUUACUGCUUCUGUCUUCUUAUGGUGCAACACUUAGUGAAAUUGAUGUGGAGAUAUACAACUUGAUACGCACAAUUGAGUGUCUUGAUGGUUCAAAGCCUGCCAAUGUUGCUGGAAUGGAUCACUUGUGGGGCAGUGCCGUGUUAAAGAUAGAAAAAGAACGGACUCUGGAAAGGAAUAUGUCUGAUGAUGUCUUGACUAAUACUGAAGCGGUAAAAGAACGCCGUAGAAGUCAAUUUAGAGAAAAUCUUGUUGUUGACCCCAAAAUCUGUGCAUCCACCGUGCUAUAUUUUCCUUAUGAUAGAGUGGCAUCUGAAGAACUACUAUGCUUGAACAAGUUUCAAACAGAUAAUUUUGAUGAUGGUCGUUUGUUGCAUUCUCCUGAUGCUGAAUAUAUACAACGAUAUAAUCCUAUUUUCAUCUUGCGCUUCUCUAUUCAUAGCCUCGCAGAGGGUUAUUUUGAACCCUUGGAGUUUGCUGGUUUAGGCUUGCUAGCUAUUGCAUUUAUGAGUAUGUCAUCACCUGACGACAGAAUAAGAAGGUUGGGUUAUGACACUCUUGGAAGAUUUAAGAACACAUUGGAGAGAUGUCAAAAGAGGAAGGGUGUCAAGCACAUUCAACUUCUGUUGACUUAUGUGCAAAAUGCUAUAGAAGAACCAUGGCAGAGAAUCCCUUCUGUAAAUUCUAUUUUUGCUGCAGAGACAUCCCUCAUUUUAUUAGAUCCUUCACAUGAGCAUUAUGCAGCCUUAACGACGCUUUUGAUGAGAUCGUCCAGGUUGAAUGUCAAGAAUAUACUUUUCUUUAGCAAUUUUUUUUGGAGUUCCUCUAUCAAUUUCAAAGCAGAAAGGUUGUGGAUACUUCGCUUAGUAUAUGCAGGGCUAAAUUUUGAUGAGGAUGCUCAAAUUUAUAUGAACAACUCGGUUCUUGAGGCUCUGAUGAGUUUCUAUGUCUCUCCAAUUUCGGAAGAUGAAUCCAAGGAACUAAUACUUCAGGUAGUCAAGAAGGCAGUUAAAUUACACAAGAUGGCUCGUCAUCUGGUUGAAAAAUGUGGUCUUUUUUCGUGGUUAUCAUCUGUUCUCUCAGUAUUGGGCGAAUGGCAUUUCAGAGAUGGAAAAAGUUUGGUCUUGUUGCAGUUGGGUGUGAUAUCAGAGGUCGUCAAUGAUGUUAUUUCUUUGAGAAAAAUCAAUGAGUGGUUGCAACAAUAUGCCCUUGAGCAGCUUAUGGAACUUGCAUCUCAUCUCUUCAAAUUUCUUGUCAGUGAUAUGACACUGAUAAAGGAUAACGUUGCUGCUGUCAAUCCAAUUCUGGGAACAAUAAUAUUAACACUCAAGAUGUCCCAGAAGAGAAGGAUAUAUCAGCCACAUUUUGUUCUAUCAGUUGAGGGUUCGUAUAACAUAUAUAAGGCUGUUAAGAUAUGUGAUAAUGCAAGAUCUUGUGGUACAGUAGAGCUUGCUCUUAAAGCUAUACUUAUGAGUGCACCUCCAGCGGACAUAUUUUGUUUGAGCCGUGAAAAGAUUUCAAGUUUUAUUGUGUGGGCAGUUUCUGCUGCUUUGGAAGCAGACUCUGCAAAGAUGCUUCAGCCUAAAGAAUCUCACCUAUGUUUAAUUAGUAUUCCAGAGGAAGAGCUGUACGAAAAUUCUUUGAUAUCAAAGCUUCUACGUUGGCUCACUGCUUCUGUAAUUCUUGGGAAGCUUGAUUGGAAAUCCAAUGAUUUGGACCCCGAGGUUUCAAAGAGGUUAAAUUUAAAAACUCUUCAGACUUUAAUGGAGCUUGUUGAAAGUGCAUCUGGAAGAAAGAGCAAAAGCAGAUAUGGUUGUGAGGAGAUUUUAGCUUCUGCAAUUCUUUUCCUCCAACAGCUUGCAGGCACAAAUUACCAAAUGCUACCAUCAGUUGCAGCUGCCCUUAGUCUUUUGCUUUAUGAUGGCUCAGUUUUCACAGGGUUCUUGUGUAAAAAUGGAAGUGUUGUGAAAUCAUUGUGGUCGAAGAUAGGUUGCCCUGCUGAAGCAAAUCUCUCUUGGAGAUGGGCAUUUUACCAGCCGUGGAAGGAUCUUACGCAGGGACAAACUGGUUCGCAAAAGAUGGAGGAACUCCAUGCUUGUCACUCUCUUUUGGAUAUAGUUUCAAAUGUGCUAGGCAAACGACCAUCAGAAUUGCUAGUCUCGUCAACAUACGAUGUAGAUAGGUUUGGUGCAUUUGAAUGGGAAAGAAGUAUUAUGCAGACUGAGUAAUGCUAGGAAAAGCAUCCUAGAUCCCAGGAUUUACUUGCUGAGGCUCCCUCUUGUCUUGCUCAGCAUCCACCUCCUCCAAGUACUCUCAAGCUGAAUGCUGAUGGAGCCAGAUAAUGGUGAGAAUCAGUUGUCGGAGCUGGAAGAUUGAUCAGGGAUUGUGAUGUCCUGUAGUUGGUCUAGUGGUUAUAUUCUUAAUGAAGGGAUUCACCAAACAUGCUAUUUGCAUUAGGGUAGCUUUGUUGUGACAUUAGGGAUGUUCGGGUUGGAUUUCUAGGACCUGGUCCCUCGCACAGCUCCCUAGGGAGGUGGCACUUUCUUGCCUGUCGGGCAAGAUCUUGUGAUUUGGUGUGCUGCAAGAUGAAUUUGUAGUUAGUUUGAAAUGUGCCUUUGUGGGGCCUUUGGUGUAGGCCAUAAGCUCACAAUCAAAACUAACAAAGAUUUGAGCGUGCCACUGUUAUCUUUGUAUAACAGAUCGUUGAAUAGGUGUGAGUUAAGUUGAUUAUUUAUGCCUUAAGUUAAUUAGACAUCUUGUUUAUCAAGGGAUUGUCACAGAUGAGUUAAGUCUGUAUUAAAUUAUUUUCUUGCCUUGUGAACAAGGACUUUUAA